AUGGCGUUUGUCCUUUUAAAAAUACAUCCUUUUUAUAAAAAAACUUAAGAAAAUUUCUUCAUUUACAAUAUCAAAAUUUAUAAUAAAUUUAAUUGAAUUUCAUAAAAAAUAAAUUGUUUAUGUGUAAAUGAAAAUGGUAAAAAAUUUAACAAAAUAUAUAAACAAAAAAAAUUGUGAGUGGCUGUGCAUUCAUCUGCUGGAAAUUUUUUUUUAUAUAUAGAAAACACAUAAUUGGUUUUUCAAGAAAAGAUGAUGGUGAACUUGUGUGAAAAAAUUGCCAAAAAAAAUUUUCAAGCAAUAAAAUUUUCUCUGUAUUGUAAUCAAAAAAUCAAAAAUGAAUGAAAAUUAAAGGAAUUAAAUGAAUUAAAAUAGAAAAAAAAAACAUAAUUAAGUGAAAACACCAUUUUUUUAGUAAAAACAAAAUAAUUUUUUUUAUUAUUAAGUAAAUUAUUGCAAUGAAUAUUUAUUUUUAACGAAACAAAAUAAUUUUUUUAAUAACUCAUAAUUAUGUAUAAUUUUUUUGUAUCUUAAAAAAAAAAAGAUAAUAUGUAUAUAUAUAAUAUGCAUAUAUAUAUAAAUUAAACGCCGGGCUAAUGAUUUUUACAUUGUAUGUGAUGCAUGUUAAGAAGGUGUCAUUUUAUUGACUUUGGGUAUAUCAUACAUAAUUUUUAAAGUGGAGUUCUUUUUCUAAAAAGCAAAAGCAAAAUUUUUAAUUUGAAGUUUAAAGAUACCAUUGGGAUAUUUGUUACCAUUUUGUUGUCUGUAACACAAAAAAAAAAAGUAAUUAAUGUAUAUAUAUAAAUAUAAGUAUAGAUUUUAAUAAAAAAUCAAAAAAAAAAGCUAAAAAGAAACAAAAGAAAAAAGGUUACAUUGCAAAGCAAAAAGAAAAUCAAAAAAAAAAAAUGUUCAUACAAUAUACAAAAAAAACACAACGCAGAUAUUUUAAUAAGAAUAAGAAAUCAUGAAGCAAUCAAAAUAUUUAAAACAAAUAUACAGAUUUAAAGACAAAAUUCUAAAAUAUAGACAAAAUAUAAUAUGGUUAAGACUAUAUAUUUAAUUAUAUAAUAAAAAAAAUAAAGCAAAAAUAUGAUUACAAAAUUAAAAUCAAAACAUUUUUUUAAUACUCAAAUUAAUAAUAAAUAAAAUAUAAUUAAAAAAUGGGAUGUAACAUUAAAAUAGUUAUAGUCGUCUUCGUUAACAAUUAUAUAACUCCAAAUUAAAAAAUAAUAAAACAAGAAAAAAAUACAAAACAUUAUAUAUAUAAUAUAUAAUAAUAUAGUAAUUUAACAAAGCAAAAAAAAAAAAAUAAAUAAAUAAAAAUAAAAAAAAAAUUAAUAUUUAAUUUCUUCACAACUUUUUUUUCUACUUAAAUUAUGGAUACUUAUAUUAGGAUAUUUUUAAAUAUAUGGAUAUUUAUUAAAAUUGUUAAUCAUGUUAUAGCAGAUCAAGUCGUUCUGCUAGACACAACAAAAGAAGCAACAUUAGAAUGGACGAGAUAUCCUUAUGGACCACAAGCACAAACACCAGGUUGGGUUGAAGAAUCUUUUACAAAUUUUGGCAAAGGUAUUAAUUGGCGUAGUUAUGUUGUAUGUGAUGUUGCUUAUCAUAAUGUUAAUAAUUGGUUAUGGUCACCAUUUAUCGAUCGUGGUCCAGCAAAUCGUCUCUAUAUUGAAAUGCAAUUUACAAUUAGGGAUUGUUCAUUAUUCCCCGGCAAUGCAUUAUCAUGUAAAGAAACAUUCAGUUUAUUAUUUUAUGAAUUUGAUGCAGUUACAAGAGAACCACCACCAUGGCAGCCAGAAAGUUAUAAAUUAAUUGGUCGUAUAGCGGCUGGUGAAGGUCGUUUUAAUCAAAAUUCUGAUGUUGAUAUUAAUACUGAAGUUAAAAGUAUAGCUGUUACCAAAAAAGGUGUAUAUUUUGCAUUUCGAGAUCAAGGUGCGUGUAUUAGUGUUUUAGCUGUCAAAGUUUAUUAUAUAACAUGUCCAGCAGUAACAGAAAAUUUUGCACAUUUUAAUGAAACACCAACUGGUCGUGAAAUAACCAUUAUUGAAAAACAAAAUGGUACGUGUGUUGAUAAUGCUGAACCAUACGAAACUCCAACUUAUUUAUGUAAAGGCGAUGGAAAAUGGACAAUAUUAACUGGUGGAUGUAGAUGUAAAGUUGGUUACGAACCGGAUAAUGAAAAACAAACAUGUAACGUCUGCCAAGCUGGAACAUUUCGUUCAUUUGAAGUACCCAAAUGUACAGCUUGCCCGCUCAACUCAAAAUCAUCUAAAAUUGGUUCAGCAUAUUGCCCAUGUCAAAAUAAUUAUUACAGACAUCCGAGAGAUGGAAAACACACACCAUGUUGGAAACCUCCUGGUCCUCCAACAAAUUUAACUCUUUUGUUUGUUGAUCAAACGAGUGCAAUAUUAUCAUGGAACGCACCAAUUCGAAAUUUAGAUGAACAAUUGCAGCAGGCAACGAAAUAUCGCAGUGACGUUGUUUUCAAAGUUAAAUGCUCUAUGUGUAGUUCAAACGUUGUACUUAAUCCAUCAACUGAUACAUUCAAUGAUACAAAAUUAACAUUAACAAAUUUAGAACCAGUGACAACUUAUACAAUACAAAUUCAUUCAUUAAAUGGAGUAUCAUAUAUUAUUAAAAACGGCGAAGAUGUUAACGAAACGUCUAUUAAUGAAUCAAUUUUAAGCGGUAGUAAUAUUGAUAUUAAUAAAAUACAUAGUAUUAACAAUAAUUAUAGUGGCACUUUCAACAAUGAGGAUAGUCAAAUAAAAACUGAAUAUGCUGAAAUAACAUUUACCACCGAAUCGGCCAUAUUAAGCACAGUGUUCAACGUAAAAAUUGUUGGACUGACGAGUAGCGAAGUUGAUCUAGUUUGGGAUAAGCCGUUACAUAGUGAUUCACCAAUUGAGUUUUAUGAAGUGAGAUGGUUUCCAAAACCAGAGUUAGAUGCGAUUAAUAAAACUGCGUUAAAUACGAAAGAAACAAAAGCUCAUGUUGAAAAUUUAUUGGAAAAUACGGAAUAUGGUUUUCAAGUACGCUGUAAAACAGUUAAUGGUUAUGGUGCUUACAGUAAUAUUGUGUACGCGCAGACACAUCCAAGUAUUAGUCCAGUUUAUGAUGAUUCAAUUCAAAUGAGAAUUGUUGCUGGUGCAACAGUUGCAAUAGUAUUUAUACUUGUAUUAGUUAUAAUUGCAACAGUAUUAUUUUUAAGAUCAAAAAGUCAAGAUGAACUUGAUAAAAAAACAAAUAAUCACAUUCCAUUACCUUUAGAUUAUGUUAGUAAUGAAGUACAUGCCAUGGAUACUACUCCCAUUGUCAAAACAAUUCAAUCUAACAUGACAACACCAUUAUUUGGCACAAGUAGAAGUUAUAUUGAUCCACAUACAUAUGAAGAUCCAAAUCAAGCAAUAAGAGAAUUCGCCAGGGAAAUAGAUGCUAGUUAUAUUACAAUAGAAGCAAUUAUUGGAGGUGGAGAGUUUGGUGAUGUUUGUCGAGGUCGUUUAAAAAUUCCACCAAAUUUUGUUCAAGAUAUUGACGUAGCCAUCAAGACAUUGAAACCAGGUUCAUCAGAAAAAGCACGAUGUGAUUUCUUAACAGAAGCUUCAAUAAUGGGACAAUUUGAUCAUCCAAACGUAAUAUACUUACAAGGUGUAGUAACACGUUCAAAUCCAGUCAUGAUUAUAACUGAAUAUAUGGAAAAUGGUAGUUUAGACACAUUUUUACGUGCAAACGAUGGCAAAUUUCAAACUUUGCAACUGAUUGGAAUGCUUAGGGGGGUCGCAAGUGGCAUGUCAUAUUUAAGCGAUAUAAAUUAUGUACAUCGUGAUUUAGCUGCUCGAAAUGUAUUAGUAAAUACUCAACUUGUAUGUAAAAUCGCUGAUUUUGGACUAUCAAGAGAAAUUGAAAAUGCCAGUGAUGCUUAUACAACAAGAGGUGGAAAAAUACCAGUACGUUGGACUGCACCUGAAGCCAUAGCGUUUAGAAAAUUCACGUCAGCUUCCGAUGUCUGGUCUUAUGGUGUUGUUUUGUGGGAAGUAAUGUCCUACGGAGAGCGACCAUAUUGGAAUUGGUCAAAUCAGGAUGUUAUAAAGAGUAUUGAAAAAGGCUAUCGUUUACCAGCUCCCAUGGAUUGCCCAGAGGCACUUUAUCAAUUAAUGUUAGAUUGUUGGCAAAAACAACGUACACAUCGUCCAACAUUUGCUAGUAUAGUAUCUACAUUGGAUAAUUUAGCGAGACAGCCUCAAGUAUUAUUGACAACAAGAAAUUCACCUGAUAACGAUGGUGCACAUAUAAUUGAUUCCCAGCGAAGUCAUAACAUUUUUAUGAGUACUGAUUCAUGGCUUGAAAGCAUAAAAAUGUCAAGAUAUUCACAACAUUUCAAAGAAGCCAAUCUAGUUACAGCACAACAAAUUUCAAGAUUAACUGCUCAACAAUUAUCUGAUAUGGGAAUAACAUUAGUAGGUCAUCAGAAGAAAAUUUUACAUCAAGCAAGACAACUUGAUACUAUAAUUUAGCAGUUUUAUUAAAAAAUUUAUUGUACAAUAUUAUAAAUAAUGUAACUGUCGUUUUGGUAGUUUUACUUACAUUUCAUGAUACUUAAAAGAUAUAAAUAUACAUAUAUUUAUGCAUAUGUAUGUGUAUAUAUUAAAAGAUAUAAAAAAAGAGAAAAAAAAAAGACAUUUGAUGCUAAAAAUCAGACAUAUAUUUGCCACUUAAAACAUGACACAUUGUAGAGAUUAAAAAAGAUAAGUAGAAUUCUAAAGCUAGACGAUAAUUUUAGUUUAGUUUAGUUUUAUUUAUUAGUUAUAUAUAUAACUUUAACAAAAGCAAUAUAAAUAUAUUACAAAAUAAAAUAAUUUUUAAGUAAAA
Molecule: messenger RNA, 4869 nt
Organism: Condylostylus longicornis
Lineage: Eukaryota; Metazoa; Arthropoda; Insecta; Diptera; Dolichopodidae
Gene: Eph
Product: ephrin type-B receptor 1-B
Exons: 1
Coding region: 1374-4514 (1046 amino acids)
Biological process (GO): protein phosphorylation; axon guidance; cell surface receptor protein tyrosine kinase signaling pathway
Cellular component (GO): plasma membrane; neuron projection
Molecular function (GO): ATP binding; protein binding; transmembrane-ephrin receptor activity
Source: RefSeq, a predicted model, not a curated record